GUUCACAAUUCAUCCGUUAGAUGUCUCUAAAUGCCAAUCAAAUAGUUACCAGUACAGUAUUACCACUUUCAGAAUGUGUCACAAUAGAAAUUAUCUCUGCUUAAUUUCCAUAUUAUAGUAAAUUAUUAUGGUUAUAAAAUGUAUUUUUUUAAAAUUAUGUUUAAUUAAUGCGCCUUCAGAACAUUGGGAUUUGUAUUAUGUUAAUUAUUUACUUUUUUAGUGAAGUGGUAUAUCUUAUUGUCACUAUGACAACGAGUGAGGGACACGCCGCCUCUUCUAAACUUUCAAAACCUAAUUAUUUAGGUACCGUAAUUUGUAGCUCUGUUUUUGGUUUUAUGAAAAUGCUUCUGACAAAAUGUGAUGUAGCGCAAGCGGCUGCCAUAGAAAGAAGACGCAGAUAUGAUGAAGAAAGGCGAGAAAGAAUAUUUAAUCCAAGACGUAGAUUAAUUGGUAUUGAUAAAGAAGCAUUAGAUCAGCAAGUCCAAGAAAGAAAGCAAAAAGAGUUGGAAGAGAGACAAAUAAACAAUGCAUUUGAUGAGUUAAGGGUGCAAAAUGACAAACUGGCUUUAUUAUUGGAACAAUCUCUCCUAGAGGAGAGGCGAAAAAUAAACAAGGAAAUUAAUGUAUUCAGAUCCACUUAUCAAGGACCAGAAGCUCGACGUGAAUAUGAAAUACCAGCCCGAGUAGAUGACACUGACUCAAGAUGUGGUUCUUCCUCUGGGCAAAAAUUUCCUGGAGAAGAUCUUGGUUCUAAAGAUCGUGAGAAGGCUCAAAAAGAGCAGAACAAAGCAUGGUUGGAACAACAAAUUUUAGAAAGAAAGUCAACAAAAAAUGAACAAAAACGUGUUGAAGAAUCUUAUGAUCAAAUUUUAAUGUCUAUGGAUAAAAGAUCCUGUGAAAUUGAAUAUCUUGAAAGGAAAUGCAGGCGCCAACUGAAUGAAACAGUUAAACAAUACAAUAAAUUUAUGGCUGAUGAAAGAGCUCAAUAUGACAAUGCUCAGAAGCGAAAAGAACAAGAGGACAAUAUGGCAGAAGUAUGUCAUUCAAUGCUGGGAGAUUUGUUAUGUGAAAAUAGUAAUGUACAUCAAAGCAGCCUUGGACCACAUCGUGUAAGAGGCUCAAUGUACAAGGGAAUGUCUGAAGAAGAACGAAUGGAAUUUCGUAUACUACAAUGUCAGCAAAUAGAGGAAAAAAUUGCACAACGUGCCGAAGAAGCUCGGUUAGAAGCAGAAUGGAAUAAACUUUCUGAUGGAAUAGCUUACAAUGUUUUCAUGAAAGACAAGGAACGUGCCAAAAAACAAAGGGAAAUUGAAAAACAAAUUGUAGAACAAAACAAAAUUUUAUCUGUAGAACAGAAAGAAAGACAGCAUUUUCUUAAUAAAUAUGUAUAUACAUCAAACCUUUCUGAUGACUUUUAUAAGCAAUUUAAUACGACUACAAGAUAAUUGUAUAACAGAAAAAUAUAUUUUUUGUAUUUACCUGCUCCAUGCAGUUUCACACAUUUUUAUACUUACUACUCUUUGUGAUAUUUAUUUAAACUAUAAAUUCUACAGGUUUGUAUAGUGUUGUUUCCAUCCAAGAAAAUGAAUUUUAUAGUUUUUAAUUGAGAAAUUUGAUGUACCCUCAAUUACAAACGCUUUCAAUAAAUUUGUUGCAGUAUUAUUUCAAGGGGCACAAUAUACUCUCAUAUUAAAAGCGUAGUUCUUCACCACUUAUAACCUAAGUUAUUCUGUUGCCAACAAAAGGUCAUGGUUAGCAAAUUAAAAAAAAUGAAUUUCAAACAAACAAAUAGGAAUACAAAUUCUUCUUUGGAAAUUUCUGUACCUAAAAUUCUUCAUAAAUAAACUUAUGAACUUAUUAGUUA
Molecule: messenger RNA, 1864 nt
Organism: Gryllus bimaculatus (two-spotted cricket)
Lineage: Eukaryota; Metazoa; Arthropoda; Insecta; Orthoptera; Gryllidae
Source: the annotation of a GenBank genome assembly